Zophobas morio is the source of this 893-nucleotide messenger RNA. Its product is annotated as prostaglandin E synthase 2-like. The transcript has 11 exons. The record is from RefSeq and is a predicted model, not a curated record. Gene Ontology annotation, molecular function: prostaglandin-E synthase activity. Lineage: Eukaryota; Metazoa; Arthropoda; Insecta; Coleoptera; Tenebrionidae. Gene Ontology annotation, cellular component: mitochondrion. The coding region runs from base 11 to 883 and encodes 290 amino acids.
UCAAGGAAAAAUGCUGAGCCUGGUAUAUCCCAGUUUUCUUUUCCAUUGUAGAUGGUGGAAGUUCCCACUUCUACUACCUUUGUAUCAAGGCGAACAAAAACUAUGCAGGGGUUUAACAAGCAGGUUUAAAAGAAUAGGUGGUUUAACCGGUUUUGCUUUUUGUUCCACAAGGCCAGUCUUGGCUAAAAGUGACUCAGCGGAGAUUAUACUUUAUCAGUAUGAGGCCUGCCCUUUCUGUUCCAAGGUGCGCUCCUUCUUGGAUUACCACAAGUUGCCCUACUCGGUGGUGGAGGUGGAUCCAAUGAGGAAGCAGGAGUUGGCCUUCCUCGCCGACUACAAAAAGGUUCCAGUGCUAAAAUACAACAACCAAGUCAUUAAAGAUUCAAAGGAAAUAGUUGACUUUUUGUGCAAACAAGUCGACUGCCAGCAGACAAAUGAAGACAUGGUGUGGCGUAAGUGGAUCGACGAAAAUAUAAUGAAACUCCUGUCUCCGAAUAUUUACCGGACGCCCCGUGAAGCUUUCCAGGCGUUUGAGUACAUCAACUCCAUAAGCAACUUUUCUUCCGCUCAGAAGAUCAUCAAUAAAGUGUUUGGAGCUGCGGUUAUGUACCUGGUUGCUAAGAGAAACAAAAAAAAACACGAGCUUGGUGACGAAAGGCAGAGCUUAUACGACGCCGUCGACCACUGGCUAGCUAAAGCCGUCGGAAAUAAGAAAUUUGCAGGCGGGGACGUGCCCAGCGUUGCUGAUAUCGAUAUGUACGGCGUGAUGAAGGCGCUUUCAAUGAUGAAAUGCACGUGGACGGAUGUCGAUAAGAACACCAGCGUGAAGGACUGGUUUCGACGGAUGGAAGACAAAAUCGGCGGUAGCAGUCGCGUUAUUUAAUAAAACAGAG